GCAGAGCCAGACAGUGUUCUGUGUCGGUUUGCCAUGCCAUGCCAUGCCAUGCCAUGCCAUGCCAUGCCAUGAGGCUGGGCAGAUUGGAUCGCUGUGCUCCCAUUGUCACAGUAAACAUGCACGCACGCGCGCACGUCAGUAUGUGUUCCCAUUUUAAGACCACCAGGGGCUGCCAGAUACUUCCAUUUAAUCCGAAGCCCCCUUGGCAAGCCAUGAAAAAAAAAGAAAAGGAAAGGAAAGGCAGCUCCCAGCAACCAGUGGCAUUGUGCUUAUGGGCAGCAGAACGAAAGGACGCAGCUGCGGAAACAUGGCUUACCAAUGCAGACCAAAUUGAAAGAACCUGUUGCAGAGCAUCUUCUUAAACCCAUUUUGUGAUCGAAUGUCCGGCCGGAUAUGGGCAACGGUUCAAUAAAGGCCCCGAGGACUGAGGAGAACACCUGCUUAGUCUCCAUGCGCACAGACUCCCCGAGCCUGGACACAGAAAUUCUCAGGAUGCGAAUCAACUGCCUGGAGUUGGAGCUGGUACGGAGGGACCAAGCAUUAGCAGCUCAAGAAGUUCACCUCCAGCAUCUGCAGAGGGAGCUAAAUGCCAAGGUGUCCCAGAUUGACAAACUCCAAGAUGCUAUCGGCUACAACAAGGGCAGCGGCUUGGGAAGAGCGUGUCACUGCCGCCUCAGCGUCGUCGAUGAAGGCGUCGCCGGUCGUUUCCGCAAGGUGGCCGCGGAGGACCGCCAAAGGCUUAAAGCAAAGGAAGGCGUCUCUGCCGAGCCGACUUCUGAGAACUUCUGUGGGGGACUGAGACCUUCUCACAUUUCCAUGCUGAAGUCUAUCCGCAAAGAUUCAGAAAUUAAAAAGCUCAUGAACGACGCCAUCACAAACAACGACUUCCUCAAGAGACUGGAACCGCAGCACACCAGGGAGAUGGUUGACUGUAUGUAUGAGAAGGUGUACACGAAAGGACAGCUCGUCAUACACGAGGGCGAAUCUGGAAACUACCUCUACGUUUUAGCAGACGGCUCGCUCCAAGUCAUCCAGAGUGGAAAGCUGCUCAGUGAGCUGCGUCCUGGCACAGCAUUUGGAGAAUUGGCAAUUCUGUACAAUUGCAAAAGAACAGCCACUGUGAAAGCUGUGACAGAGUCCCGCGUAUGGGCCUUGGAUCGCCAGACUUUCCAGGCUAUCAUGAUGCGGACCGCACAAGCCAGGCAUGAAGAGUAUUUCAGCUUUUUGCGCAGUGUGUCUCUGCUUCAAGAGCUGCCAGAAGAGAAACUUGCCAAGAUUGUUGAUUGUCUUGAAGUUGACUAUUUUGAGAAGGGAGAUUACAUUAUUCGUGAAGGCGAAGAGGGGGAUACAUUCUUUAUCAUUGCAAAGGGACAAGUGAUUGUCACACAAAGCACAGAAGGUUUUGCUGAGCCCCAGCAAAUCAAGACCCUUGGAGUUGGACACUAUUUUGGAGAGAAAGCUCUCAUCAGUGAGGAUCUCCGCUCAGCCAACAUCAUCUGCAAUGAGAAUGACACACAAUGUCUCGUGGUGGACAGAGACAACUUUAACCAGAUGGUGGGAACCUAUGAGGAACUUCAAUCUUACCUGAAGGAAUAUGUGGAAGAACUUUCUCGGAGUGACCAGAGGAGGAAUGCCCUGCCGCAUUCACCGCACAUUGAUUCUGCAGAAGCCCAAGAGUUGAGAAGGUUAAAGGAGAAGCUUGUCCCCUUACCACAACAUCAACCUUUCCAACAUUUGGAGGUGAUAGCAACGCUGGGGAUGGGAGGAUUUGGACGCGUGGAGCUGGUGAAGCUAAAGGACGAGGACGCCACAUUUGCUCUGAAAUGCAUCAAGAAGAAGCACGUGGUAGACACCAGACAGCAAGAACACAUUUACUCAGAGAAGAACAUCCUCCAGCAAACCAACUCGGCAUUUAUCAUCAGGUUUUUUCGAACAUUUCGUGACAAUAAACACGUCUACAUGCUGCUGGAGGUGUGUCUUGGAGGAGAGCUGUGGACUGUGCUGCGUGACAUGAAUUAUUUUGAUGAAGCCACGGCCAGAUUUUGCAUAGGUUGCGUCUUAGAGGCUUUUGAUUACCUCCACACCAUGGGCAUUAUAUAUAGAGACCUCAAGCCCGAAAACCUUCUCCUCGAUGCCAAAGGUUACGUCAAAAUGGCAGACUUUGGCUUUGCAAAAAAGAUUGGUCCGGGAAAGAAGACCUGGACUUUCUGCGGGACCCCAGAGUAUGUGGCUCCGGAGGUCAUCAUGAACAAAGGCCAUGACUUUGGAGCUGACUGUUGGUCUUUAGGAAUCCUCAUAUUUGAACUUCUAACUGGCAACCCCCCUUUUGCUGGAUCUGACCCCAUUCGGAUCUACACCAUGGUCCUCCAUGGCAUUGAGAAGGUGGACUUUCCAAAGAGAAUAGGCAAGCGUCCCGAUGACCUCAUCAGGAGACUCUGCAAGUUAAACCCAGUUGAGAGAGUGGGGAACAAAAAGAAUGGGAUCAUUGACAUCAAGAAGCACAAAUGGUUCCAGGGCUUCAAUUGGGAGGGACUAAGGCGCUGCAAGCUCUCAUCUCCCCUGAAGAGAGAGCUGAACGGCCCACUGGACCACAGCUACUUUGACAUCUUUCCUCCUGACACAGAAAUGACCCCUGAGGAGAAUUCUGGCUGGGAUAAAGACUUCUAAUCCCUAUCUUUGAAAUGAAUUGAAAUAUCUGAAGAAGAAAAAAAAAACGAAAACACUUUCUAAAAAAAACUGUGUGAAAAAUAAACCAUUUGGGGCACCUU
Messenger RNA from Syngnathus typhle (broad-nosed pipefish), 2768 nucleotides. Its product is annotated as cGMP-dependent protein kinase 2. The record is from RefSeq and is a predicted model, not a curated record. Bases 394 to 2667 code for a protein of 757 amino acids. Gene Ontology annotation, molecular function: ATP binding; cGMP-dependent protein kinase activity. Gene Ontology annotation, biological process: protein phosphorylation. The transcript is spliced from 20 exons. NCBI's taxonomy places the organism in Eukaryota, Metazoa, Chordata, Actinopteri, Syngnathiformes, Syngnathidae.